Cyanistes caeruleus (blue tit) is the source of this 1269-nucleotide messenger RNA. It is a transcript of the gene ADAP2, whose product is annotated as ArfGAP with dual PH domains 2. NCBI's taxonomy places the organism in Eukaryota, Metazoa, Chordata, Aves, Passeriformes, Paridae. Gene Ontology annotation, cellular component: cytoplasm; plasma membrane; intracellular membrane-bounded organelle. Gene Ontology annotation, molecular function: GTPase activator activity; phosphatidylinositol bisphosphate binding; phosphatidylinositol-3,4,5-trisphosphate binding. Gene Ontology annotation, biological process: positive regulation of GTPase activity; heart development. The record is from RefSeq and is a predicted model, not a curated record.
UCCGGGACACGGCUCUCCCCGCGGGGCCGGGGAACCGCAGCCGGGAACAGGAAACGACCUCGGCACCAGGCGCUUCCCCGGGUUAUUUGUGGACAGGGCAUGAGGCUGCAGGAGGAGGAGGAGGAUCCAGAGUGGGCUUCUUACAAACUUGGAAUAUUCAUUUGUUUGAAUUGCUCUGGAAUUCAUCGCAAUCUUCCUGAAAUCAGCAGGGUCAAAUCCCUUCGGCUUGACUUCUGGGAGAGCAGUUUAAUAGAGUUUAUGAAGAACCACGGGAAUCUCUGGGCCAAAGCUAAAUAUGAGGCAAAGGUCCCUCCGUACUAUUACAUCCCCAAGUCCUGUGACUGCAUGGUUUUAAGACAGCAGUGGAUUAGUGCUAAAUAUGAGCGUGGGGAAUUUCUUGACACCCAAGUCUGCCAAGAUCCCUGUUCUGCAGGCAGCCGUGAAGGAUGCCUCUGGAAGCUUGGGAAGGGACGCAGACAGUUCCAGAAGAGGCAAUUUCUCCUGUCAGCAAAGGAAGGGGUGAUGAAGUACUAUGGCAAAGAAUCCAAAGGUCCAAAAGCUGUUAUCAGCGUUGAGACUCUGAAUGCAAUGUUCCAGGUGGAGAAAAUAGGACACAGUCAUGGUCUGCAGAUCACAUACAUCACAGAUGGUCAAACAAGGAACCUGUUCGUCUAUCACGAAAGUGCAAAGGAGAUUGUUGACUGGUUCAAUGCUAUUCGGGCAGCACGUUACCAUUAUCUCAGAACCACCUUCCCAAAUGUCCCUGAGACUGAGCUCAUACCCAGGAUCACAAGAAGUUUUGUCAAAGAAGGAUAUAUGGAGAAAACAGGACCAAAACAGAAGGAGGCCUUUAAGGUACGCUGGUUCUCCUUGGAUUCUCAAGAAAGGAACCUGAUGUACUUUAAAAAUCCACUGGAUGCAUUUGCACAGGGCCAGGUUUUCAUUGGAAGGAGGGAUGAGGGGUAUGAAGUACGAGAUGACUUGCCCCAGAAAGUCUGUGUGAAGAAGAAAAAACCAGUGAUCACUCUGGUCACGCCAGCAAGAGAGUUUGUGUUUCUCUGUGAGAAUGACAGCAAGCAGAGGGAGUGGAUGGAUGCCUUGAAUAGAAUCAUCACCCAACCCUGAUGUCCACAGGGAGGAGCAGGCAGGCAGCUACAUUCCACCUGGCUGCAGCUUCUGGCCACAUAGGGACAGGGUUGUUUUCAACAGAGUGGGGUGAAUGUUUUUUACAGCACUACAUUUCUGGCACAAUAAAAAAAAACAAGCCAA